Messenger RNA from Vicia villosa (hairy vetch), 1104 nucleotides. Its product is annotated as transcription factor WER-like. NCBI's taxonomy places the organism in Eukaryota, Viridiplantae, Streptophyta, Magnoliopsida, Fabales, Fabaceae. The record is from RefSeq and is a predicted model, not a curated record. The transcript has 3 exons. Bases 1 to 1104 code for a protein of 367 amino acids.
AUGGCAUCACAUUCUUUGCAACAAGAAAAAGGAAAUCAUGGUGAUGAUACUAAAAAUAUUGUGUUGAAAAAAGGAAAAUGGCUACCAGAAGAAGAUGCAUUAUUAAGAGAUUAUGUGGGAAAAUAUGGAGCUAAAAAAUGGGAUAAAGUACGAGAGAAAAUAAAACUCAAUAGAGAUGGAAAAAGUUGUCGUUUUAGAUGGUUAAAUAGUCUAAAACCAAGUUUGAAAAGAGAUUCAUUUAGUGAAGAAGAAAUACAAAAACUUGUUCGUCUCUAUUGUGAGUUAGGACCUAAAUGGUCUCAAAUGGUUUCACAGUUUCCUGGAAGAACCGAUAACGAGUUAAAGAAUUUUAUUAAUUCAAAAACAAGAAUUUUAAAAAAAUCUAGAAAGUUCUCCUUUUCAGAGAGCAUAAACAAUAUUGAUGACUUGAUUGAGAGUGUGAUGAGGGAUUCUAGUAACCAAGAAAAUAACGUCUCUCAAAAAGAAGAAAUGGCUCUACCAAGAGUAGAAUUUGAUCAUCAAGAUAUUAUGCAAGAUAAUUAUCUAGAUCAAUUUUAUUACGAGGAAAAUAUCAAUUUUAAACCACUUUCAACGUUGGUUGAUGAUUCAAAUAUGAUAUACAAUAAUGUGGGAAGCUCUCCUUUAAGCAAUCAUAUUGUUCCAACAUUGAAUGAUAGAUUUCCUACACUCCCGCAAAGUUCAUACUUUCAAGAUAAGGAAAAUAUCAACUUUGAACCACUUCAAAAGUUGGAUGAUAAUUCAAAUAUGUUAUAUAAUAAUGUGGAAACUACUUCUUUAUCCAUGAAACAAGAUCUUCUUACACUCCCAGAAUGUUCACACAUUCAAAAUAAGAAAGAUACACGUCCAUCAUUUACAUCAAAUAAUAUGCUUUUUAAUCAAGAUCUCCCUCCGCUUCCACAAUGUUGGUACAAUCAAGAUAUGGAUUAUCAACAUCCAUUAUUUUCAUCUGAGGAGUUUUUUGAUCAAUAUCCUCAAAAUUCAAUUCUAUCAUCUCAUGAGAUUCAAUAUGAGAUGUUAAAGCCUAAUAGUCCACGUACUAAUGGCUAUCUAGAAGCCAUGUUAUAUCCACCAAAGAUUUUGUAA